GCGCAACUUCCGGUGCAACGUUUUUAUAUGUAUAGAUAUAUACAUUAGACCACUUUUAUAUUACUUGCUUUAAACACCCGCACAUCUAUAAUGUCGUUGGGGUUAUAUAUUCCUCGUUAGAUAAAUGAAAAUGUUGAAACGUUAUGAAUAGAGUUGUUUUCUACGACAGUCGCGCACACUUUACGGCACAGGCUGUGACGGUUUUGCUGGGUGUGUUGAUGCUGCCGGUGUUGUGGCGAGUGGGAUUACGGGCGUUCUCCAUGGCAUCAGAAACAUACUCGUCUGGCACACACUCUGCCGCCUUCGUCACCUGCCCAAACGACACGGUGGCCAAAGAGCUGGCCAGAGGAAUCGUGGAGAAGAAACUGGCAGCGUGUGUGAACAUUGUACCGCAGAUUACAUCUGUGUACGAGUGGCAGGGAAAGAUUGAAGAGGACAAUGAAGUUCUUCUGAUGAUUAAGACCAGAAGUUCAAAGGUCGCUGCUCUUGCUGAAUAUGUUCGGUCGAAUCAUCCGUAUGAAGUGGCAGAGGUCAUCAGUUUACCCAUCGAUCAGGGAAACCCGCCGUAUCUCAAGUGGAUCGGAGACACUGUGCCGGAGUGACGGUGAACGUCUCGAAUGUCACAGUUUCCUCAUGGGAAUAUUAGAAUCACAAAGUACAUUUGAUUGGUUUUAUCUCAGCCAUAUGUACUUUAACAGCAGGAACUCAAAUAUUAAAUACGGUCUUUCAUGUAUUUAACAUGCUAAGCUUUGCAUAAACAACUUUAUUUGUUCCAGAUUUGCAGUGUUGUUCUUU
Xyrauchen texanus (razorback sucker) is the source of this 795-nucleotide messenger RNA. RefSeq names its product protein CutA homolog. Gene Ontology annotation, molecular function: copper ion binding. The record is from RefSeq and is a predicted model, not a curated record. Gene Ontology annotation, biological process: response to metal ion. NCBI's taxonomy places the organism in Eukaryota, Metazoa, Chordata, Actinopteri, Cypriniformes, Catostomidae. The coding region runs from base 144 to 602 and encodes 152 amino acids. The transcript is spliced from 6 exons.